AUGAGGGAGGAGAUGGAGAACCCCGCCAAGGUCCAGGCGAAGGUGGAGGAGGACGCGGGCGGCGAGGAUGAGGAACCGAGGCGGGACGAAGGUUGCGAGAACCGGAAGCCGGGAGGACACGGAAUUGGGGAGAAACGCGGCGAAAACGCCAACCGCGGAAAUGCGGGCGAAUUCCGUAGCGAAUCGCCGCCCAAAGCGAAACCCAAGAGGAAACCCCACAAAUGCCAAGAGUGCGGCCGGAUCUUCAACUGGAGCAACCACCUCGUCCGCCACCGACGUCUACACACGGGCGAGAGACCCUACAAAUGCUCCGUCUGCGGGAAGGGCUUCAACGACGGGUCCCCGUUGCUCAUCCACGAGAUGCUCCAUCGCGGCGAGAAACCCUACAAGUGUUUGGAUUGCGGGAAGAGCUUCAGUCAAAGUUCUCACCUCAUCUCCCACCAAGUGGUCCACACCGAUGAGAAACCCUACGUCUGUCCCGAUUGCGGGAAGAGUUUCGCCCGGCAGCAGUAUCUCCUCAUGCAUCGGAGGGUCCAUACGGGUGAGAGACCCUACGAGUGUCGGGAUUGCGGGAAGAGUUUUCGGAAGAGUUCCGACCUGGUCAGGCACAAGACGGUCCAUACGGGUGAGAAGCCCUUCAAAUGUCCCAUCUGCGGGAAGGGUUUCACCCAAAAUUUCCGUUGUAACGCCCAUAAAAAGGUCCACAGCGAAGAAAAAUCCCAUUUCUGCGCCGAUUGCGGGAAAAGUUUCACUCGAAGGUUCAACCUCAAACUUCACGAGAAGCUUCACACGGGCGAGAGACCCCACAAAUGCCCCGAAUGCGGUUUGAGUUUCACCAACACGUCUCACCUCAUCGUCCACCAACGGAUUCACACCGGGGAAAGACCCUACAGGUGUCCCGUCUGCGGGAAGGGCUUCACCAUGAGUUCCAAAUGUCUGGAACACGAAAGGACCCACACGGGAGAAGCUCCGUACCGUUGUUCCGAGUGCGGGAAUCGUUACAGGACCAAGGUCUCCUUGAGGUCCCACGUCAAGACUCACGCGGAUUAG
Molecule: messenger RNA, 1050 nt
Organism: Balearica regulorum gibbericeps (East African grey crowned-crane)
Lineage: Eukaryota; Metazoa; Chordata; Aves; Gruiformes; Gruidae
Source: RefSeq, a predicted model, not a curated record